CACGCGCGCCAAGUCUUCUCAAAUCUCGAAGUGCGCUUUCAUCGCAUUGCUGGCGACGCAGCGACAUCACCCUCUACUAACCCACACAGCACCAUCCUUCCUGGUACGCACACACCGCACACCCGCUCGACCUCGCCUCAUCCGUCGGUUCGAGACUAAUUGUCGCGCACAGUGGCCACCAUGUCGUCCGAGGCUCCCCAGACCAAGAAGUUCCAGAAGGGCGAGCGGACCAUCACACCCGCCAGCCAGAAGGCCAGCAAAUACUACCCGGCCGAGGACGAGGCUCAGGCCAAGAAGACCCGCAAGGCUCUUCGCCCAUACAAGCCUCGCGCAUCGCUCCAGCCUGGUACCGUCCUCAUCCUCCUCGCUGGCCGCUUCCGAGGCAAGCGUGUGGUCCUCCUGAAGACCCUCCCACAGGGUGUCCUCCUCGUUACUGGCCCAUUCAAGCUCAACGGUGUUCCUCUCCGCCGCGUCAAUGCCCGCUACGUGAUCGCCACCAAGACCACUGUGCCUCUCGACGGCGUUGACUCCCAGACUGUGGAGAAGGCUGGCGGCGAGAACUACUUUGCACGCGACAAGAAGGCCGACAAGAAGGGCAGCCAGGAGGCUUUCUUCGCACAGGGUGAGAAGCCAGCCAAGAAGGAGGUGAACAGCGACCGUGCCGAGGACCAGAAGAAGGUGGACAAGGCAAUUUUGGCCGCCGUGAAGAAGGAGCCUCUGCUCGCUGGCUACCUUUCGACCAACUUCAGCUUGAGGAAGGGUGACCGGCCGCACGAGAUGGUCUUCUAGAUGCGUUAUCAGUCCAGCGGGAAGAUGAGAACUCAUGGCGAGAGCGGUCAUUGGCGUUGUCUGCGGUAGUGCUUUGAGCAUUUAUGCGAGGCUAGAACUACGGAUGGCCCGUCAAUAUGCUGAUUGAAUGAUAACCUCGUCAAGUUUGCAGAGACAGGCCAAUUCAAUGAAACUUUAUGAGCAACCCAGAUCAUACCCCCGAGACAUGCAAUUCGAGUGGCAGCAUCAGCGCUUCGCCUUUGAUCGCAGAAUACGACCGAUGGCCGCAAGAUAAUCGAAUCGAAGCUUCUUCACUCCCGUCGAACUACGCGGAACAUCACUUACCAGCCUACAUUCUCCCCAAUAUACGAAUGCAGAAGCCGUGCAAAUUGCCGCGAUAUACCUGCAACGGGCAGAUCGCAACAUCAGCAUCGAACGGUUUCCCUCAUGCCGGAGGACUAUACAAUUGACUAUGAGGACCUCCGCUCGUGAAGUCUCCGUCAUAACCCCGA
Messenger RNA from Cercospora beticola, 1280 nucleotides. Its product is annotated as 60S ribosomal protein eL6. Lineage: Eukaryota; Fungi; Ascomycota; Dothideomycetes; Mycosphaerellales; Mycosphaerellaceae. Gene Ontology annotation, cellular component: cytosolic large ribosomal subunit; ribosome. The record is from RefSeq and is a predicted model, not a curated record. Gene Ontology annotation, molecular function: RNA binding; structural constituent of ribosome. Gene Ontology annotation, biological process: ribosomal large subunit assembly; cytoplasmic translation.